AUGGGCAAAUCCUCUUUCCGGAACUCCUGGGGCAAUCUCUAAGUAGUUAUCAUGGAUGAACAGGAGGUGUUGAAAUCGAUCAUGCAGGACCUGGCUGAACUGCAUCGCUCUAGCCGGCCAGCCAUGACCCUGUCUGAUCAGAACAAACCCAAAACCUCCUCUCCUAAGAACCAGAAUGAUGUUCGGGUGAAGUUCGAGUUCAGAGGAGAGAAAAGGAUUCUGCAGUUUCCACGACCUCUCAGGCUAGAUGAUCUGAGUGUCAAAGCUAAAGUGGCAUUUGGACAGACAAUGGACCUGCACUAUACCAAUAAUGAGCUGGUGAUUCCUUUGAGCACUCAGGAUGAUCUUGAUAAGGCUGUGGAGCUGCUGGACCGGUCUGUCCACAUGAAGAGCCUUAAGAUCCUGCUGGUGCUACCAGCAUCCUCCCAGAACUCAUUUUCCAGUAUGAAUCUGUUGCUGAGUCACGAGAAGCUGGACAACACAGAUCGAAAAAACAUGCUGGCCCUGAUAGGCUGUCAGUCGACGGACCGUAGCUCACCUCCUCCAGGCUACAUCCCAGACGCUCUGCAGCAGGUAGCCAGAAACGGUUCUUUUACCAGCAUCAACAGUGAGGGAGAGUUUAUACCUGAGAGCAUGGACCAGAUGCUGGAUCCACUGUCAAUGAGCAGCCCGGAAAAUUCAGCAUCAGGCAGUUGUCCUUCUCUGGAUAGUCCUCAUGACAAUGAUAGCUACCCUAAAUCACGCAUGCCCCGAGCCCAGAGUUACCCAGACAACCAUCAGGAGUUUCCUGAAUACGACAUCCCAGUGUUUGAGAAGUCAGGAAAAGGUGGCACAUACCCACGGAGAUACCCUAUUCCCUUUGGUUUACAGGACUACAGUGAUGGGCGUAAGACUUUCCCACGAGCACGCCGAACACAGGGCCACGGGUUCCGCUCGCCCAUGAGUUUCAGCCCAACAGACCAGAGCCCCAGCACCAGCAGUGGAAGCAGCAUAUUCUCACCAGAGCUUGAGGAACCAGGGCGCCGACGUCGGGGUAGUGACAUCGAGCCCAACACCAUCCCAACACUCUCCGUCAUGGACAUCAGCCCACCCAGUCGCUCUCCUCGUGCUCCAACAAACUGGCGCCUUGGAAAGUUACUGGGUCAGGGAGGAUUUGGCCGGGUCUUUCUCUGUUACGAUGCUGACACUGGUAGAGAACUGGCUGUUAAACAGGUCCAGUUUGACCCAGAUAGCCCUGAGACCAGCAAGGAGGUGAGCGCGUUAGAGUGCGAGAUCCAGCUUUUGAAGAAUCUUUGCCACGAACGCAUAGUCCAGUACUACGGUUGCUUACGGGACACGCAUGAAAGAACCCUCUCCAUCUUCAUGGAGUACAUGCCAGGGGGCUCGAUUAAAGACCAGCUGAAGUCGUACGGUGCACUGACAGAAAACGUCACACGGAAGUACACGCGGCAGAUUUUGGAAGGAGUGUGUUACCUGCACAGCAACAUGAUCGUACACAGAGACAUCAAAGGUGCAAAUAUCCUAAGGGAUUCGGUGGGGAACGUGAAGCUGGGUGACUUUGGGGCAAGUCGGCGUUUACAGACCAUCUGUCUUUCAGGGACUGGAAUAAAGUCGGUGACAGGCACGCCAUACUGGAUGAGUCCUGAGGUUAUAAGUGGCGAGGGCUAUGGAAGGAAAGCUGAUAUCUGGAGUGUUGGCUGUACGGUGGUAGAAAUGCUAACUCAGCGACCUCCAUGGGCAGAAUUUGAGGCCAUGGCAGCCAUCUUCAAAAUUGCUACUCAGCCAACCAACCCCACACUCCCAGCUCAUGUGUCUGACCACUGCCGAGACUUCCUUAAACGGAUUUUCGUAGAAACAAAACAGCGCCCGGCGGCUGAGGACCUAUUACGGCACAUUUUCGUUCACUAACCCCUUAAUCACUGACCAAUCAAAGACAACCCUAAGUGUCUGUAGGCUCUGCCCUUUUCUACACUCCUCC
Trichomycterus rosablanca is the source of this 1978-nucleotide messenger RNA. RefSeq names its product mitogen-activated protein kinase kinase kinase 2 (gene map3k2). The record is from RefSeq and is a predicted model, not a curated record. Gene Ontology annotation, biological process: protein phosphorylation. The transcript has 16 exons. NCBI's taxonomy places the organism in Eukaryota, Metazoa, Chordata, Actinopteri, Siluriformes, Trichomycteridae. Gene Ontology annotation, molecular function: protein kinase activity; ATP binding; protein binding.